GCGAUUUCUCAAGGAGUGCAUAGCUCUGGAGCGUGUACUCUUUGAAUCUCGGAUCUCAUUUCCCUCAUCCAUCUUCCAAUUCUGACUACCAUAUUAAGAUACUUUAUUCCCCUGGUCGUUGAAUUGGUACAAGUUCCUAAAGUUGGAUUUUAACUGGAAUCCUCAUCUACUUUCCUUGAUUUUGAUAACGGCUAAGCCGUUCUGACUCCAAGUAUGGCAACGCCCCAAUUUGGGGGACUGCUGGUUGCAUGCAUAGCUUUGGUCACCAUUCAUCUUGUCACAGCUCAAGAGUUUUGUACAACCAAUCAGUGCCCUAAUAAUGAGCUGUGUUUUAAUAGACCAGGAUCCACGGAAUCAACGUUCGCUUGCGAGUGUCCAGCAGAGCAGCCAUUCUUCAUGGGGUAUGAUUGCUCCACCAACGCCCUUGCCGUGGUCAAAACCACAUGCUUUGGAUCGUCAUGCCAAACUGGUUUUUACACUUCACCCAACUACCCUAAUCAACAUUUUGACCGGGAUAUAAGGAUUCACUUCAUCUUCAUCCCCGGAGCUACAGAAAUUACCUUUUUCUUCGGUGACCCAUUUGAAGUGGAACCAUUCAAAGAUGAACUAUAUAUCGGAGAAGGCCUGACCUUCGAUGACAGGCUAGAUUUAAUUGGGGUGAAUAUGACGCAGAAACAGAUCUACUUCUUCGAGAAUUACUCGGUGCCGACUCCUUUGACAAUAAAUUCAGAUGCUGCAUUCAUCGUGUGGAAAACUGACAAGAACAUUAGGCUAUCGGGGUUUCGAGUUGACUGGGUAGCAGCAGUGGACAUCACACCACCAACCUUCACCUGUCCAGAUUCUAUCGAUCGAACCGUUGACAUAACGCAGGCAGGAUCAUUCAUCCAGUGGACCGAACCUAAUAUUUUUGAUGAGAGUGGUGUCCAAAGCUUUAGUUCGUCAAUAGCGAGUGGAUCGUUCUUUCAAGUGGGGCCGCCUGUUACUGUUACAUACACAGGGAUAGAUAUAAGAGGCAACAUAGCUACAUGUAACUUCAUUGUUUCUGUGACUGCAGUUGAUAGCACACCACCUGUUGUGAUUUGCCCGCAGGACAUUACCCAAACAGUAGAAAUAGGCACUGCUUCUACACAAGUAUUUUUUAAUUCUCCCAGUGUUUCUGAUGAUUCUGGAAGCUUCAGCCUUGUACAAGCCAGUCAUCAGCCUGGAAAUAGCUUUACUACGGGAACAACAAUAGUCACGUACACCUAUACCGAUGCAAGCCAAAAUUCAGCUUCUUGCUCAUUUGCAAUCAACAUUAUUACUGCUGAUACCAUACCACCUGUUGUGAUUUGCCCACUGGACGUUACUCAAACAGUUGAAAUAGGCACUUCUCCUAGACAAGUAUUCUUUGACGUUCCCAAUGUUAGUGAUAAUUCUGGAAGCUUCAGCCUUGUACAAGCAAGUCAUCAACCAGGAGCUAGCUUUCCUACAGGAUCAACAACAGUCACCUACACCUAUACCGAUGGAAGCCAAAAUUCAGCUUCUUGCUCAUUUCAAGUCAACAUUAUUGCUGUGGACAACACUCCACCAGUUAUUCAAAACUGCCCUUCUCCACUCAAUGUGGUAAUUGACUUUGGUGCAACAUCUGGCGUGGUUGGAUGGCCAACUGUAUUUGCAACGGAUAAUUCCGGCCAAGUAGACAUUCUCAGACGUUCGCAUAACAACGGGGAUAUCUUCACAGUAGGCAGCACACCUGUUACGAUUGAGUUCACAGAUCCUUCUGGCAAUACAGCCCUGUGUUCCUUCUCGGUCACUGUAACAGCAGAAGCUGAUAACAUACCACCUGUUGUAAUUUGCCCUGCGGACGUUACUCAAACAGUUGAAUUAGGCAUUUCUUCCGGACAAGUAUUCUUUGACGUUCCCAAUGUUAGUGAUAAUUCUGGAAGCUUCAGCCUUGUGCAAGCAAGUCAUCAAUCUGGAAAUAGCUUUCCUACAGGAUCAACAACAGUCACUUACACCUAUGCUGAUGGAAGCGGAAAUAUAGCUUCUUGCUCCUUUACAAUCAACAUAAUAGCUGUGGACACCACUCCACCGAUUAUUCAAAACUGCCCCCCUCAACUCAGUGAAGAAAUUGACUUUGGUGCUACAUCUAGUGUGGUUGCAUGGCCAUUUGUAUUUGCAUCCGAUAAUUCCGGCCAAGCUGAUAUUCUCAGACGUUCGCACAACAAUGGGGAUAUCUUCCCCCUAGGCACCACACCUGUUACGAUUGAGUUCACAGAUCCUUCUGGCAAUACAGCCCUAUGUUCCUUCUCGGUCACUGUAACAGCACGAGCUGACAACAUACCACCUGUUGUAAUUUGCCCUGCGGACGUUACUCAAACAGUUGAAUUAGGCACUCCUUCCAGACAAGUAUUCUUUGACACUCCCAAUGUUAGUGAUAAUUCUGGAAGCUUCAGCCUUGUGCAAGCAAGUCAUCAAUCUGGAAAUAGCUUUACUACAGGAACAACAACAGUCACCUACACUUAUGCUGAUGGAAGUGGAAAUACAGCUUCUUGCUCCUUUCAAGUCAACAUUAUUGCUGUGGAUCGUGUACCUCCACAAGUAACAUGUCCGCCUGAUGAAGUAUAUAACGUUGAAGUGCCGUUAAGUGGUAGAGCAGUUACUUUUGGCACCGCAACAGCAACUGACCUUUCUACUGUAUCUCUGGUCAGUGUUACACCUCAGACUGGAACUUUCUUUUCCACGGGAUCAACUACAGUGACAUACACUUACAGAGAUGCCAGCAACAAUGAGGCUUCCUGCACUUUCUUGGUCAUUGUUAAUCCAGUGGACACCACUCCACCGAUUAUUCAAAACUGCCCCCCUCAACUCAGUGAAGAAAUUGACUUUGGUGCUACAUCUAGUGUGGUUGCAUGGCCAUUUGUAUUUGCAUCCGAUAAUUCCGGCCAAGCUGAUAUUCUCAGACGUUCGCACAACAAUGGGGAUAUCUUCCCCCUAGGCACCACAGAUGUUACGAUUGAGUUCUCAGAUCCUUCUGGCAAUACAGCCCUAUGUUCCUUCUCGGUCACUGUAACAGCACGAGCCAUCUUGGAUUUCAAGAUGGCUGACAUUUUGCUUCUGACUCGGAAUCAGAUCACUGAGGGCCAGCAAUAUUUUAAAUAA
This is a messenger RNA of Lytechinus pictus (painted urchin), 3141 nucleotides long. RefSeq names its product hyalin-like. The coding region runs from base 214 to 3141 and encodes 975 amino acids. NCBI's taxonomy places the organism in Eukaryota, Metazoa, Echinodermata, Echinoidea, Temnopleuroida, Toxopneustidae. The transcript is spliced from 13 exons. The record is from RefSeq and is a predicted model, not a curated record.